Messenger RNA from Alternaria hordeiaustralica, 720 nucleotides. RefSeq lists its product as uncharacterized. The coding region runs from base 1 to 720 and encodes 239 amino acids. NCBI's taxonomy places the organism in Eukaryota, Fungi, Ascomycota, Dothideomycetes, Pleosporales, Pleosporaceae. The record is from RefSeq and is a predicted model, not a curated record. The transcript is spliced from 2 exons.
AUGAAAGCACUGUGCGAGUUGCGGGUCAUCCAGAAUGAGAUCGGCGUCAUGUGCUUUAGUCGCUCCAAAGAGUCUAGGAAGAUGCCUUGGGGUGCAGCUCUACAUAUUCAGGCAAAGUUGGAAGCCUGUUGCGAGUACUAUGCGGCUCUUGUAACCUUGUUCCGGUCGCAGAUCUCGUCUGGGGAUGAUGGCGACCAGCUGUUGACGCAGCAUCAACGCAACGCAGCUGAGCGAAUCGUUACCCAAGCAAGCGUUCAACUCGAGAGUAUUUUGCGCUUAUACUACCUCCGCCAUAGUUUCGAGGCGUACGACUCUACGCUUACCAUCUUUCUGGCCCAGCUCGCCAACCUAACUCUGGAGCCUCUUGAACAGCUCGAACGAGACCCAGGCAACGCUCCCCAGGAAGUCAGCGAAUCCCUUCUCUCGACACUCGUCUUAUGCUUUAAUGGCCUAUACGAGCAAUCGAAAAGCGCCUUCAUCGCCGGUGUCAUGCUCAUGGUCAUGAAGAAAAGAUUGAGUGCCGACGUUCGCAACGCUGUCGGGCGCUAUGUCACGAUCGAAGAGACGGAUAGUGAUAAUGAUCCAAUGGACGAAACGGACCUAGAGUUUUCACAUCCAAUUCUUUCGGAGCUCAUACUGCCGGGUACAAGCCUCAGCGACGAUCCAAAGUCGUGGAGAUUGAAGAAUUUGGUGGAUGAUCCUAGGAGGUAUUCGGGGUAG